This is a messenger RNA of Penicillium cosmopolitanum, 1008 nucleotides long. RefSeq lists its product as uncharacterized. The coding region runs from base 1 to 1008 and encodes 335 amino acids. Lineage: Eukaryota; Fungi; Ascomycota; Eurotiomycetes; Eurotiales; Aspergillaceae. The transcript has 2 exons. The record is from RefSeq and is a predicted model, not a curated record.
AUGACUGGAUUGAACGCCUCCGUCUCUGCGGGUUGGUAUACCUUCUCCAAUCUUGGCCCUAUCACAACGACCUUCACUCCAGCUCCGAGCUGUAGUGCAUCUGGGCGUAUGAUGCUUGGUUACCUGGUUCAAGAUGGAAAUUAUUUGAACCUCAAGUAUGGUGCAGAGCCCACCCCUCGGAUGAAGUUCGACGGCUGUAUGCCAUCUUCCUCGCCGACACCCACCGCCACGCCUGAGACAACCAUUCACCAUCUUUCCGAAGAACAAAAAUCUGCUUUUGCAGCUCAAUAUGUGGACUGGGUGAACGAGGGAUUCUACUACUCCCCUGGCCUGCACUGCCCUUCAGACUGGGAGACGAUUGGCUUGGUAGCCCGCGACGCCAGCAGCUCGCUCAGUUCAUCGGGCAUCUAUGUCGCUACCACCACCACGACUGUCGACACAAAGGAUGACUACUAUUACUACAUGAGUGACUACGAGUAUCCUGCAUCCGUGCUGAAGGGUAUCUUGGAAGCUAAGGAGACAAUGGUAGCAUGCUGUCCAAGUGGCAUGACUGCCGACAAAGGUGGCUUUUGCUACUCCGAAAUCGAGGGCUAUAAAGCUACUGUUGGUUACCAGGUCGGCGUAGGAAGGAACUACGAAUACGGAUCGACUACAGAGACCUUCACCUUGACGCGGCACGGUUCCGCAGUUCUUGAAACUGAAUAUCUUAUGUACGAGACAGCGACAACAGCCCAUACAGAUACAUAUACGGAAAGUUUUGGCCGCGCCGAGAGGUCUCUCUACAGCGCGUUUUCUUACGCGCCUGUGAUUACGAUGCUGCAUCACGAGUCCGAUUUGAAGUCUGCAACUGCAACUGCGACCGCGACCGCAACGGCCGCCGCCACGACUACCUCCAAUGCUGCUGGCAGGAUUUCUGCUCGCGCAUCGGUCUGGAAUGGGCUUAGCUAUGUAUUCGGAAUCUCGGCGGUUACUGCUGCGUUGGGGGCUGCUAUGAUCUUGCCCUGGUAA